Molecule: messenger RNA, 1413 nt
Organism: Zophobas morio
Lineage: Eukaryota; Metazoa; Arthropoda; Insecta; Coleoptera; Tenebrionidae
Exons: 1
Coding region: 1-1413 (470 amino acids)
Source: RefSeq, a predicted model, not a curated record
AUGACCGCAUUCAAUGGACAUUUACCAGCUCACUUGGUAUAUGAAGAGAAUCUUAGUUUGUGUAGAGCUCGACUUAGGGAAUAUAAACCUAAAAAUAAUAAUAGGGGCAAGUGUUAUUAUCCCUUUAACCGGUACUAUAAAGAGAAACGAGAAUAUGACUACUUACUGAAGCAGCAUUAUGGCUUGAAGCAUAAGGAUAUAGUAAAUAAGUAUGUUAUGCGCGAACAUCGGAUAGCAUACGCCAAGUUCGUAUAUCUGACUAAUAUCAAAUACCGUAUGCUUCAUAAUGCAAUAGCAAAAUUACUUGCUGUUGAUUUAUAUGAAGAAUCUCUCAAUACGGAAAGAAAUUCUCCUAUCGGGCUUGCUUGCAAGUGGAGGCCAUCUCUACAGAAACAUCACGACAAGUAUACACUAAUAUGUACGACCAUUGCAAACAAUUUAGCAGACCUUAACAACAUUGUGCACCCUGACGGAAAAUGCCUGAUAACACAAACGCAUCUAAAUAGGCGGCAAUAUUUUGAAACAAUCAAAAAAAUGUGUAAGUACAAUCAUAUAGUAGAAAGUGUGAUCCCGCUCUGGUCGGAAGUACGCUAUGAACAUGUACCAUCUAAGAGUAUGUCGCUGCAUAAAAGUUCAUUUUUAAAACACGACACAGAACGAUUCACAGGUUUUGUGAAUAGCAAGGAAACAAAAGCCCAUGGAUCAGUAAUUAAACCAUAUGAAUUUGUGUCAAGUUUGAAAUAUUCUACAGAUGAUACGCUUGUGAAGCUAAUAGAAAAGCAGUGGGAGAAUCUAGUCUCCGAUUUCAAAAAUGCAAAUUUUAACCAGGCUAUAGCAGUUUGUGAUGUCUCGGGUUCUAUGAGUGGGGCCCCUAUAAAUGCUGCCAUUGGGCUUACUCUUCUAACAAUGGAACUUAUCAAUCCUCCAUGGUCUUAUUGCUGUAUAACAUUCGAUACAGUACCGCAAAUUUUCAAGGUGAAUCCCGAGUGGUCAUUAUCUCAACGAAUUCAAGAGUUGCAACAAAUGCCUUGGGGUUAUAGCACAAAUAUUGAUGCUGUCUUUACCUUGAUACUUGAUAUUUGUGUCGCCCAAAAUUUAACUCAAGAACAGAUUCCAAAAACACUCUUCAUCUUUACAGAUAUGGAAUUUGAUGUAGCGUCAGAACCAGAACAUACCAACAUUGAAGUGGCAAAAAUGAAGUUUGCAGAACAUGGGUAUAUCUUACCUCGGAUUGUAUUUUGGAAUUUGCGUGAUAGUUCAUCAAUCCCAAUAACUGCUACAGAAAAAGGUGUUAUGGUGUCUGGGUUCUCUGGAAAUCUGCUUAAGCUAAUAAGUGGAUGCGAUCUAGAUAAUAUAACUCCAGAAUUGUUUUUGAAUAUUAUUUUAGAAACCUACAGCCAAUUUACACUGUAA